Messenger RNA from Lolium rigidum, 839 nucleotides. RefSeq names its product NAC domain-containing protein 18-like. The coding region runs from base 12 to 656 and encodes 214 amino acids. The record is from RefSeq and is a predicted model, not a curated record. NCBI's taxonomy places the organism in Eukaryota, Viridiplantae, Streptophyta, Magnoliopsida, Poales, Poaceae. Gene Ontology annotation, biological process: regulation of DNA-templated transcription. The transcript has a single exon. Gene Ontology annotation, molecular function: DNA binding.
UCUGAAGAUCGAUGGAAGCCUCCAUGUUCGGUUUCGGCGCGAACGCGCCGCCAGCGUUCGUGUUCAACCCCACGGACGCCGACAUCGUCGCCCACUACCUCCUCCCCCGCGCGCUCGGCCUCCACAACCCCCACGCGCACGCCAUCAUCGAGGACGACCCCGGCAGCGCGCCGCCGUGGGAGGUCCUCAAGAGGCACGGCCACGAGGACAGCGACCACGCCUUCUUCUUCGGCCCGCCCACGGACGCGUCGAGCCGCACCGUCCGGGGCGGCGUGUGGCAGCGGCGGAAGGGGAAGGGGCACGAGGACACCGUCACCCUCGUGCAUCCGGCCGGCGGCGGCGAGGUGGAUAUCAGGUACAGGAGGUACGAACUCGCCUUCUCUGUCGCCGAGCGCGAGGGCGAACGCGCCGGGUACGUCAUGCACGAGUACGAGAUUGUGUCGCCGCCGCUUCCCGGCACCGUGCUCACCCGCAUCAAGGUCCACAAGAACGCCUACAGGCCGCCGGCCGCGGAUGCGGGUGGCGCCGACGAACAACACGCGGAUCUCCAGGUCCCAGGCCCGGAGCAGCCGGGCCCGAGCCACGAGCACGACCCCGCCACCAACGGCGAUGGAUUUGCUGGCGCGCAGGAUGGUGCUCUCGAUGACAGGCGGUGACUCGAUCCAGACGAAUUCAGCAACUCUAGAGGACUCCUUAGAAUCUGAAUUGUAAAAUUGCAAAAUUGAUUUGCAGUCUUAAAUUUCAGUCGCGCAGAACAGACAUCGUAUAGGAACCUGUAUUUUUUUUUUAAAAAAAGACUCGCAGGAGAAAUAUACAUUCAGUUCAUACAUAGAAACAUU